Drosophila ananassae is the source of this 8479-nucleotide messenger RNA. RefSeq lists its product as uncharacterized. Bases 467 to 4531 code for a protein of 1354 amino acids. The record is from RefSeq and is a predicted model, not a curated record. Lineage: Eukaryota; Metazoa; Arthropoda; Insecta; Diptera; Drosophilidae. The transcript is spliced from 2 exons.
UUCCAAAACACCAACAACAUGAAAAGCAACAACAGGAUGUAUCAGCUGCAAUAAAGCAAUUAAAAGCCAAAUCAAAUAUUGUAUCAACCUCAAUCUGCCGACUUCAAAGUGUCCAAAGUGUUCGAAAUGAGUGACAAACCAAAAGGACUUCAAAGCCAAUAACAAUCAAAGAGUGGUGGCAACACAAUCACAUUCAAUCCAAGGAUAGCUAAGCUUAUUUUGUAUUUUUCUAACCAGAAACGCUGUGCUAAAAAUAAUAAUUAAAUAAUAAACAAACAACCCAAAACCAAUAAAGUGCUUUAAACGUUAACAAACUAAUUAAGUAACAAAUAACUGAUAAUUUUGAUACUAGCCUAAAAAUGCCUUAUCCAAGGAGUUUCCGUUCGAAGUGCGCCAAUUUUCGCAUAAGUUUACACUUAGGAUUAAAGAUGCUCUCUCUGGCCGGAGACAUUUAAUAUCAUCCAAAAUGGCUGCAUCCAUAUAUGCCACCCCACCGCCAGAUCUGAGCAGCGAGGACACUGCUCUCUCGGACGUCUCCAACUCAUCGACACUGAACACGAAUCGCGGAACCAACAACAGCAACAGCAACAAUAACAGUAAUAACAAUAACAGCAACAGCACACAUGAAGCCCCAGGAGCAACAGAAGGAGCAACAGGACCAGAAGGAGCGGGAGUGGGAGUCGGAGUGGGAGUGGGAAGGCUUACAGAACUGGAUCUGGAGCCAAAAGCAGCGGGAAGCGGCACAAACGACUCGGAGGAGAACUCGGAGGAGAAGGAGAGGGAGUCCGAAAUGGAGACGGAGAAUGGACAGAGUACGGAUAUGGCCACCAUGGCGGCAGCCAUGCAGUUGCAGCUCCUCGAGGCACUCAGCGAUGCGGCCAAGAAGCGACGCAAGCAGCACAAUCCCAGUCGGCUGGAGGCUCUGAAUCUGAGUGGCGAGAUCAACGACGUGGAGAAGCCCAAGGUGGACUACGAGGAAAAGCUAUCCAAGAUGUUUCUGCCCAAGUCCAUAGAGCAGUUGAAGGAGACCUUCGAGCUGCUGCAGCAGCAGAAGCAGCAGCAGGAGGAGAUGGAGGAGGAUGCAAACCAACCAGAAACGGAAGCCAACAUAUCAUCGACCAUGUCGCCCGGCAAGCAGCGCGAGAAUCCCUACCAGACAUUUUGCAAACAGUGUGGGGAGAACUUUGAAACCGAAUUCAAGCUGAGCCUGCACAUGCUACAGGAUCAUGGGGAGGAACAAGGAUCUGGAAACCAGGAUCCAGCUGAUUUCCUCGCUUCUAUCAAAGUGAAGCUGGAGCGCUCGGAGAGUCCCAGUGCGCAGGAUCAUUUACAGAUGCAACUGCAGCAGCAACUGCAACUGCAACAGCAACAGCAUCAGCAACAGCAGCACCUCCACCAGCAACACCAACUAUCCCAGGACAUAACCAAUGGGCAUGGGAAGGAUCAGGAGAACAGAGACCAGGAGAACGCAUGGUUUCAGGCCAUGCAUCAUCCGCACGGUCCUGCCCUGCCACCGGCCUUUCCAUUCCCGCCCGAGGCCGCCUUGGGCGUGGGUCCUGCAGGAUACUUGCCGCUGCUCGGUAUGUCCGGCUUCCCCGGAGUCGACGGCUUAAAUCGUCCACCUCUGCGCAUCUUCAAUCCCGAGGCCUACUGCGAGCUGUGCAACAAGGAGUUCUGCAACAAGUACUUCCUCAAGACGCACAAGGCCAACAAGCACGGCAUCUUCGAUCCUGUGGGCGAGUCCGCCCCAGGAUCCAACUCUUCCAGCCACCAUAACAACAACAAUACCAACAGUACAAACAACAACAACAGUGGUGGCCCCAAUCCCGGCCUGAGUUCCAUGAGUCAGAUGUUCCAGUUGCAACGGGAGGCCCAGGCAGUCAAGCAGGAUCUGGCCGGAGCAGGACCAGGCUCUGUAGGGCCGGGCGGUGCUGCCCCAGGAGCUCCAGUCGCCUCGGUGCACUGCGACAUCUGCUCCAAGCGCUUCACCAAUGUCUUCGCCAUGCGCCGGCAUCGGGCCAAGCAACACGACUCCUUGCCAGCCAACCAGGACUCGCCCAGUUCGCAGAACCAGUCCCGGCGGGAAAGUCCCACUGAGCAGACCAUAAAACAAGAGAUGCCUCAGGAGGUGGAGCCGGCCAAGCCCUAUCAAUUGCCGGAGGGAUUCCGCGAGGACUUCAGCAUGGAGCAGGAAGAGCUGAGCUUUGUGCCGCCGCCGAAGAAGCUACCUAGUCAUCUCCACCAGCAGGCCAAGGAGGCCAACUUGAGUGCCGAGAAGCUGCGUCGUUUGGGUGUCCAGUUCCCGGAGUUCUACUGCGAACUGUGCCACCGGGAGUAUGCUAACAGGUACUUCUUUCGCACCCACAAGUGGAAGCGCCACGGAGUGUUUGUGCCGCCGGAAGAGGUGACACCCCAGCCCGGGGCCAAGGAGGAUGCCCAGAUGAGCGCCUGGCCCUUCAUGCCGCUGAACCUGAUGCUGGCCAAGGCCGCGGCUGCCUCGCUGGACCAACAGCAGGAAGGCGAGGCGGAAGGCGAACCCGAGCCGGAACAGGAAGGCGAUCAGGAUCAGCCCAGGAAGCGCAUAAAACUGGAGCAGGACACCACACCCACUGAAAGCUACGACGAGGAGAAGAUGAACGGAUCAGUGAUGGGUCUGCAGAACCUACAGAAGCUACAGUCCAUGUUGCAGCAGCUGAACGACAUCAACGGGAAGCGACCACUGCCAUGUCACCUGUGCGGCCGGGAGCUGGAGAAUCAGUACGCUCUGCGGGCUCACCUGAUGACCGAACACGCUGGCCAGAUGCAGCUGCCCAUGCAGAUGCCUAUUCCUAUUCCCCUGCCGGAUCAGCAGCAGCCACAGCAGCAGGCACCCCAUCCCCUUUCGUCUCUAUAUCAUCAGGCUAAUCCCCAGACUCCGCCCGGAACCGGAGCCAGAUCAUCGCCCGGUGGCGGAGAUCUCCGCUGCCAGCAGUGUGAUCGGGAUUUUGCCACGGCCCAGGAAUUCAAGCAACAUAUCGCCGAGGUGCACAUGGGAGGCAGGAGUGGCGGUCUCAACGGCAGCCCCACCCUGCGUGAGGGUUUCUUCACCCCGGAGCGCCCCGUCAUCCCCGGGCCAGCGGGUGGGGGAGCUAAUCCAGCUGCUCCGCCGGGAAACCGGCCGGCAUACACGAUGACGCCCACCAGCAGCUACUGUGAGAUCUGCAACAAGGAGCUGUGCAACAAGUACUUCAUGAAGACGCACAUGCAACGGAUGCACGGCAUUGAGAUCGAGAACGGCGCCCAGAUCGGAGGCGUGGUGUGCAACAUUUGCAACAAGGAGCUCUGCAGCAAGUACUUCCUGAGGGUGCACAAGCACAACACCCACGGCAUCAUCGAGGAGGGCUCGCCCCUGCCCCAGCCCCGAGGUCAAAACGGGGUCAAGCUCGAGGCAGCGGCGGCGGCAGCAGCAGCAGCAGCGGCAGCUCAGCAGAACCAGGAUCCCGAGCAAAUGAACAUCUCUCCCACGACAGUGGAGGGCGGUUCCACAACCUCCUCGAGCUCCAACAAUGAAGUGUGUCCGCUCUGCUCCCGCCAGUUCCGGAGCUUUAAGUGGCUGCGGUCGCAUCUGAUGAACGAACAUGGAUCAGCGGGUGUAGAGAGGCUAAGGGAACUGGAACCGACCGGACCCUCCAACCGCAGCAAGCCCAACAGUCCCACUCUCAAGAUACCCAACGGCAAUGGAGCCAACCCGGGAGCGGGAGCAGUAGCUGGAAACCCUGCCCCCAAUCUUGCCCAGGCCCUACAGAAUCUGAACGCUCAACAUCUUUUCGGGCAAAUGCAACAGCAGCAGCAACAGAUGCCCAAGAUGCCGCCGCUUCCCUUGCCGGGAAUGUUUGGCGAGCAGGCUGCUGGCAGAUUCAAGGAGUACCAGUGCUCCCUGUGCCCCUUCACCACGCCCUACUACGCCUUCCUGUUCAUCCAUGAGCGUUCACACGCCCUGCUAAACAAUGGAGGCGAGAACGUGGAGAUGCCGCCAGUGGAGAUGCCACCUGUACAAGCUCCACCGGCCAGAAGCCACGGAAAGUCCCGCAGCAAGUCCAGCAAAGCUGCCGCCCCAGUGGCUGCCCCGCCAGCUCCAGUCGAUGAGCCUGAGCUGCCUGUGGAGCCCACCAACCUGAGCACGGCCAAAAAUACGCCGCCAUCGCCCCGGCCAUCCAUCACCGCAUCCCCUCCGUCGCCUCCCAAAGCCAGCUCCGUGUCUCCGAAGAUCAGUUCCCCGGCCAAGCCUCCAACCACUCCGAAUGGAGUGGGCCAUCGUUCCGCUGCCACCUCGCCUUUCGAGGGCUGCGGAGAGUUGGCCAAUGGUAGUGGCAAGCCUGCCAGUUACGCGCAACCGGAACGCUCGGAGGAGUCCUACCAGAUGCAGGCCUUCCACCUGCAACCCGCCGAUGCCGAUUCGGAGCUCCAGUUUGCUCCGGCCCUGGUGUACUUGCCAGUCCGGGUGAGGGCCUCCGAAUCCGCCACGCUCAGCUUCCGGCUCACACCUGCCUAAAGGGGACACCAAGUCCAGGUGCAACAUGCAACAGGUGCAGUGUUGCCAGCGUAAGUCACAAACCAUAGAAACAGAUUUGAAGGAUUCCUCUAGAAAUUUUUAGAGCAUCCCGCUAAAGCUUCAAAGUAAAUUUUAGAAACACGAACAAGACAAAAUAGUGGAACUACAAAGACUGAGUGCGCAUAUUAGUUGAGCUCAUAAUUAAACAUAAAUAUAUACAAGAACCAUAUAACUUACAAUCGAUCAAUACCUAAGCCCAAGCAGUGCUCCAUGUCCAACAUGGCACUGAUCAGAUCUAUAGCCUAUAACUCAACAAUAACAAGUCCGUUUCAGCUGGCAGCACUGUGCUAACGAUCAAAAUACUAUAUACGGAUAAAUAUAUAUUUUGAUAGAUGAAUGACAAAUAGCACAAGCAUAAAAUACCGCAAACUAUAACAUACAUAUAUCUCUAGUGAUUAACUAUCAAAGUUCCUAUGCGUAAUAGUAGUUUAGCGAAGAAAGCGAGGAGAGGGGAGAAAGGAGAACGUGUCGAUGGGGAGAAGAAUCCAAAUACGUACAUACAUGCAUAAGGGUGGCAGGAAUAGGAUUUCACUAUAUAUCCCAUAUAUAGUCGGAAUAUAUAUAUCGUAGUAGAAGCUUAAAAUCAAAAUUAACAUUAUACAUUUCUCAUCUAGAUAUGGCGUCGUGUCGUGCUUAGGUUAGGGCUGAAAGACAUACAUAUAUCCAUAAGGAUAUAUCCAGAUAUAGGCGGAAAGAUAAAGCUUCAGCACAAAAUAAAAAUUGCUCAAAAUCAAAAUUAAAUUCUUAGGAUAUUCUGAUAGAUGACAGACACCGGAUUUAUCAAAAAGCGACUAUUUCUUACUCUCAAAAUUAGCCGAUUCGACACUGAUGUCAUCAGAAAAUCAAAACGCACAACGUGUAUAUAGAAUGUUGUUAAAGAUAACUCCAGGAUUUAUCAGAUUUUCAGAAUUAAAUAGAGGAGUAACUAGCGCCAGACAUUUUAAAGUAAGAACUUAACCAACUCAGGGCAAAAGUACAAUGAACAUUAGUACUUUUUUAUACAAACGUAUUUAAAUAAUAAAUCAAAUAAACCACUAAUGUAAUAAAUUAAAUAUAAAAUAUUACGAACGGUUUAAAAUGAAUAUAAACAAGAAUGCUACCUCAGACGGACUUGAAAACAAUAAUUUAAUUGAGAAGAAUUUAUAAAGCGAAAGAUCCUUAAAACUUGACAGCAGAAACCCGAAAAGAUAAAUAAGAUUUUUUGUAGUAACUUUACCUCAAAAUAGAAUUACAGAUUAUACUUUAUUGGUACUUCUUAUAUGCAUUUCCUAUGAUUUACUUCAUUAUUUUAAGUUAAAACAUUCCCCAGACAACCCUAGUCGUUUAAACAAGAAACAAACAUUCUAGUCAAUCUUAUAGAAAUAAAAAUAGUUAUAAAGAUCAAAACCCGAAGCCAAAACUAUCCCUCAGAUCACCAGUUUUGGGCGACAAUUCUCGCAGAUUAUUUUUUAGUAUUUAAGGAAUUUGUUCUUCUAUGAGGAAAGUCACCUAAAACACGAUUUGGGGGAUCUAAAAAAUGAACUGGGAGGCGGCGAUGGCGAAUUUGCUAUAUUUGAAAUAUUCCUUUUUUUAAAAACGUGUGUUUUUUAAAAUGCUGCGUGCCUUUUAGCAAGUUCCUCGCCGCGAACCCAAGCAACAAAAAAUAUAUAAUUUUGAAUUAAACAAAACAAUAGCUUGUAAUUUUAUUUCGUAAUCCAUUUAUUUUAUAGUUUUUAUGUAUCAUAUUAUUUUAUGUAUGUAUAUAUUACACACAUGUAUUUAAUAAAUGUCCUUACAUUUCACUUGAGUUUUUCAUUUUUUUAAUGCGAUUAUUUUGAAGUGUGCCAGACUCGAGCUCUGAAAUCUGAAAUCAAUUUUUAAAAAAAUCUGGAAGCGUGACUUAUUGGCUGAGAAUUUUCCACCGAUAGGGGAUUUUGUUUUCUUUUGUUUUUUAUAUUUUUUUUUGGAUAGAUUCCCAUAGGGGUCUUCAUUUCUUCGGGGUGUGAGAUGCUGGUCCGACGCCUUGGCUACUUCAAUUAUUAAAUUGUCAUUUAAUUCAAUUUGUCAACAAUGGCUCAAGGGCAUAUCUACUUCUUGGGGUUUAAAAAAGAAAAUACUCCGCUGCAGCUGCCCCUUCGGGUUUCCUUUUUUUUUUUUAAUACUCUAACUCGAAUAUCCGAAAGCAGCACCCUCAUAAAAAAUAAAAACCAAACAUAAUAAGUGAAACUGUUUCCGGUCUUGGGACACUGCUCGUCUGACCAACCCCCUCUGAUUAGUGUGUUUGCAUUAAAAAAUACAUCAAUAUAUGCAUUCAUUUGUGUAUUUGUAUCCCGCUGAAUAAAAAAGAGAAUAAAAGUGCGAUAACAAAAACCCAGCAUGGACAGCAUGUGAGGGUCAAGCCCAGGGAGCAGCUGCAUUUGUUUGAAGUUCUUUAAAAAAAAACUACACAUAGGAGUAGAAGUCUGUGUGGAAUCAAAAUCGAUACAAGCAUAAAUUUUCAGUUGCCAUGGCUAUUGAUCAAAGGACACUCCACCCUCCUCCGCCCCUCAGGGACACUGGAUUCCUAGCGUUUUUGGCAGUUAAUUAUUUGUCACGUGUCCAUGCAAAUUUCAUCUCAUUGAUUACCGCCAGGACAUCCGAUCCUUUUCCGCCUAACGGCGCUGCAAUUAAAGAUUUGACUCGAGAAACCAACCCCUCCUCGGACCUGACCAGAGGGAUGGUAGGCAAAUUUCAUAAAUAUUUUUCCCAAUUUUUCCCGAUAAUGUCAGCCCAUUGAAUUUUUAUGGCAAUUUUGGAAAAAUGUUCGUUUGGCGAAAACAUUUUUAGGGCGGUGUUUGGCGGCAAUGUGCUGGACUGGACCGGAGCCACCCCGAUUGCUCAGGGUGCUCGUCCUGCCAUUAUAUUUGCAUGUUUAAAAGUGUUCUGGAAAAAUUGCAAUUUAUGAAAAAUGAAACGAGAAGAAAAGAAAGAAAAAAAAUGAUAUAUUCGCCAAGGGUGACUUAGUCGCUACCCCCGUAGAAAUAUUUCCAUGCAAAUUCUUGACUUUAUUUUGGGCUCGGGUUUUUCGGCAAUGGUUUUCCAUUAAUUUUAUUUCGUUUCGAAUUGCCAUUUUCGGUUCAAAUUGCAAAUAGCAAAUUGCAAACUGUAACAACCCUCACACAAGCGAGAGCGCACAAAUCAAAAGAAUUAUAUGAAUAUGUUUUCUAUAAGUAUAAAGCUAAAUAAAUUAUACACAAAGAAUAAAAACUUGCAACGUACCUUGAGCAUAAAUCAAAAUUUUGUACGACCUCAGAUAAAAGUUUGUUAAGGUCCUCCAGCGAAUAAAAAACCAAAAACCAACAAAAUCAAAAACACAAUUUUAUUAGAAUUAAGCUAAAAAUAAAAACAAAAAUGACACUCUUGAAUAUUUUAGUUUUAGUUGUACUUAAGCAACCAAAUUGGUAAAUUAUUAAUUUAAUUAAUGUUGAAAUUGGAACAAAGGAAGGUCGAUGAAAAUGAGAAUGUAACGCAAAGACGUGAAUGAGCGCAAAAUCAAAAGCCACGAGCAAAAAUCAAAACAAAAUUAAAUUUAAAUUAAAUAUAAAUGCAAAAAAAACACAUUUAUUUAGCAAUUGGCAAAUGUAAAAGAUAUAUACACUUAUAUAUACAUAUUACAUAUAUAAUUAAACAAUUUUACUUUGUUAAUAAUUAAAACUAUGUGUGAAACAAAAUUAAAAACAAACACAAAACCUAAAACUAAAAAAAAAACAUAAUUUAUAUAUUAUUGUGUAAAAUGUGAAGGAGCAGAGAAUCAAAAUGGUGGACAAAACCAAAAACAUUUUUCAUUUCAUUGUAAGUGAGCAUUUAUCAAAAAUUGUAUGUGUUUUAAAUUGAUUAUAUUAAAUAUAUAUACAAAUACAUAUAAAUAAA